Molecule: messenger RNA, 2440 nt
Organism: Durio zibethinus
Lineage: Eukaryota; Viridiplantae; Streptophyta; Magnoliopsida; Malvales; Malvaceae
Biological process (GO): cortical microtubule organization
Cellular component (GO): cortical microtubule
Source: RefSeq, a predicted model, not a curated record
AUUUAAAAAAAGAGGGUAUUAUUGUGAUUAUCCAUCUACCUGAAAGCAAAAAUCUGAAAACGUAGCCUUUAAGGGAGAGAAAACAACGAGAGCUCCAGUUACAGUUGUCCCGUCAUUCAAGAUUUCCCUUCUCUUCCCAUUUCGCCCUUCCCUCCUUCCCUUUAUUUACACUCCUUGCCACUCUCCGCCAUUGUCGUUUCCCUCUUCCCUCCUUCUUCUCCCUAUGUCGUUUCGCAUUUCCAGCUCCGAAGCUCGACCUGACUCUCUCAAACGCUGCGGUUAGAGUUGAACAAAAAGGCCUUCUUUGAUCUGUGAGAAUAAAUUUGAGAAGGUGAAAGAUGAACCGGAGCUUUAGGGCUCAGCAAGAAACGGCAAUGCAAGCGGCGGCGUUGAAACAACGGCAACAAUUAAGAGCUUCGAUGUUGAAAGAGAAAGAGGAAGAGCUCGCAUUGUUUCUGGAGAUGCGAAAACGUGAGAAAGAACAGAGUAAUCUUCUUUUCAAUCACUCCUCCGAAGACUUCGAUGCUCCUUUAGGAUCUAAACAUGGAGCUUCACCGAUCUUCAAUCUUUCGGCAUCGACAACUACGCCGGCGAGAAAGGCGGGCGGUGCUGCUGAUGAUUUUCUUAAUUCUGAUAGUGAUAAAAAUGACUAUGACUGGCUUUUAACGCCUCCUGGUACUCCUCUUUUUCCUUCCUUGGAGAUGGAGUCGCAAAAGACUUUAAUGAGUCAGAUUGACAGUCCUAGGGCUCACCUGACUACCAUGAAAUCUAGACUAGCAAAUCCCCAGUUAGAGUCUGCUGCCAGAGGCAACUUAGCACCGAAGCAACCAGCUUUGUCCCCUGGGUUAAAUUCUACAGGGAUUCGCAGGCCCUCAUCAUCAGGGGGUCCAGGUUCUAGACCUGCAACACCCACCGGACGCCCUACUUUGACUGGAGCAUCUAAAUCUAGAAGGUCAUCAACACCGACAACUCGGGCCACAUUACCGUCAACUAAGCCCUCAAUUUCUGCAACUAAGCCUGUAACAUCUGCAGCAAAGCCUGUAAUAUCUGCAACUAAACCUGCAACAAAACCUGUAGCAUCCACAACUAAGCCCACAAUUUCUGCGGCCAAGACUGCAUCUUCUGCAACUAAACUGAUGGUUUCUGCUAGAUCCUCCACACCAACAAGGUCCACAGUUAGGUCUUCAACACCAACUGCAAGAGCUUCUAUACCUUCAUCCAAACCUGUAUCAAGAGCAGCCACACCAACUCGUCGAACAUCAACUCCAUCAAGUGCUCCUAAUAUAUCUGCUUCUCCAAUUAAAUCAUCUCCUUCUGUUACAAAGCCAGCUCCUGCAACUUCCAGAAAUUCUGUACCAUCAUUUGGUGCCUCUCUGACGGUAAAAUCUAGACCAUGGAAACCUUCUGAGAUGCCUGGUUUCUCCCUUGAUGCUCCACCAAAUUUAAGAACAACACUACCUGAUAGACCUCUUUCAGCCUCAAGAGGUAGGCCUGGAGCACCAAGUUCUCGAUCUUCUUCUGUUGAACCGGGUCCUACUGGUAGACCAAGACGGCAAUCAUGCUCUCCUUCAAGAGGACGUCCCCCUUAUGGUGCUAUGCUGCAUGUCAGUGGGAGCUCUGUUCCUGCAGUUAGUCGUGGGUAUUCCAAAGUGAGUGACAACUUGAGCCCCGUUGUAAUUGGAACUAAAAUGGUUGAGAGGGUGAUAAACAUGCGGAAACUGGCACCACCCAAGCAAGAUGAUAGACAUUCUCCUCAUGGUAACUGGUCUGGGAAGUCUGCAUCACCAGAUAGUUCUGGUUUUGGAAGAACACUUUCAAAGAAAUCGCUGGAUAUGGCUAUAAGGCAUAUGGAUAUAAGGCGAAGCAUUCAUGGUAAUUUACGACCAUUGAUGACAAAUAUUCCAGCAUCGUCUAUGUACAGUGUGAGAUCUGGUCCUACACGAAGCAGAACUAUUAGUGUCUUGGAUUCCCCUCUUGCUACAAGCAGUAAUGCUAGUUCGGAGCUUAGUGUCAACAAUAAUGGCAUUUGUAUAGAUGGCAUCGAAAUGGAAGAUGAUAUUGGCAGUGAUCGAGGUGGUCGAUCCCCUGCCAGUUUGCAUGCCAGAUGAUGGUCAUGAUAUAGAAUAAUGAGAUAUGACCAUACAUUAUUGUUUUAAAUCUACAAGAUUCGACAUUUGGAAGAGAACCAAUUUCCAGGAUGAACCACGUCGGAAUCAUUAUUCUAAUUUCAAUGUAAAGCUAAUUAGAUUUGUCUAAUGUUGUGUAAUUCACGGUUGUUGUAUUAUAAACCUAGGUAGAUGUUAAACAUAUUUUAGUUUCCAAAAUUUACACGGUGAGUUGUUGUGAACUAGCUUUGAAAUGGUGAAAGCUUGUCAAUUGAAAACCAGUGAUCAGCUUAUUUUCUUUCUACCCCACGGUUCCUAAUUGGAAUGAAUUUAUU